ACCGUACAGAGUUUCUAUUUUGAAAACGAAAAGUCUGCCGCGAGCAACGAUGAAUUGAAGGGGGCGGGGACGAGGACGAGACGAGGGGUGUUAUGUGGCCACUGAAAAGCCGGUGUCGGACCGCCUGUGCUGCGGCUGCGAAGUCGACGCUCGCCUUGUCGGAGAAGAAAUGGGACGCCGUUGUCAUUGGUGGUGGCCACAACGGCCUCACAGCCGCUGCGUACCUUGCACGCUCCGGCUUAUCAGUAGCUGUUCUUGAGCGCCGCCAUGUCAUUGGUGGCGCCGCCGUCACCGAGGAAAUCAUCCCUGGUUUCAAGUUCUCCCGUUGCAGCUAUCUCCAAAGCCUCCUUCGUCCGGCAGUUGUGAAGGAACUGGAGUUAGCGAAGCAUGGACUGAAGUUGUUGAAGAGGAAUCCAUCGUCUUUCACUCCAUGUCUCGACGGACGUUAUCUUCUGCUUGGUCCUGAUAAGGAGUUGACCAAAUCUGAGAUUUGUAAGUUUUCCAAAGGUGAUGCCGAGGCUUACCCGAGGUAUGAGAAUCUUUUAGAGAACUUCUGUAAAUUCAUGGAACCACUUCUGGAUUCAGUUCCUCCUGAAAAGUUGCAAAAAGCUUCAUCUUUAAAUCAUCGAAUGAAGGAUAAUAUGUACAAGUCCAUGUUUUGGGCUCAGUUGCUGCAAAGAGCGGCUUCCAUGGGGCACAAAGAACUUCUGGAUUUUAUGGAUCUUCUGUUGUCCCCUGCUUCAAAGGUUUUGAACAAUUGGUUUGAGUCUGAUGUCCUGAAGGCAACACUUGGAACGGAUGCAAUUAUAGGAUCCACGGGUAGUGUAAAGACACCUGGUAGUGGAUAUGUCUUGCUACAUCAUGUGAUGGGGGAAACAGAUGGGGACCGUGGAAUUUGGUCUUAUGUUGAAGGUGGCAUGGGGUCCGUGUCUUUGGCCAUUUCUAAUGCUGCUAGGGAAGCUGGUGCUACAAUAAUGACCAAUGUUGAAGUAUCAAAAUUGAUUAUUGAUGAUUCAGGCAGAGUGUCUGGGGUUUUAUUGGCUAACGAUAUGCAAGUGCAUUCUUCUGUUGUUUUGUCAAAUGCAACCCCAUACAAAACAUUCACAGAAUUCCUGCCACAAGACGUUGUCCCUGAUGAUUUUCUCCAAGCUAUCAAGAACACUGAUUAUAGCUCUGCAACUACAAAAAUCAACUUGGCUGUUGACAAAUUGCCACAGUUUCAUUGCUGCAAAUUGAACGGUGGUGAUGCUGGUCCUCAGCAUAUGGGUACCAUUCACAUUGGUUCAGAGAGUUUGGAGGAGAUUGAUUCUGCCUGUCAGGAUUCUGUAAAUGGUAUACCAUCUAGAAGACCUGUAAUCGAAAUGACAAUUCCUUCUGCAUUGGACAAGACUAUUUCUCCGCCGGGGAAGCAUGUCAUUAACCUCUUUGUUCAGUACACACCUUACAAACCUGCUGACGGCAGCUGGGAGGAUCCUGAAUACAGAGAAUCCUUUGCUCAAAGAUGCUUCAACUUAAUUGAGGAAUAUGCCCCUGGCUUUAGCUCAUCAGUCAUCGGCUAUGAUAUGUUAACUCCACCAGAUCUUGAAAGAGAGAUUGGUUUGACAGGAGGAAACAUCUUUCAUGGAGCCAUGGGAUUGGAUUCCUUGUUUCUGAUGCGGCCAGUGAAAGGAUGGUCAAGCUAUCGGACACCAUUACAGGGUCUUUAUCUAUGUGGGAGCGGAACACAUCCCGGGGGCGGUGUAAUGGGUGCUCCCGGGCGCAAUGCUGCACACGUGGUGAUUGAAGAUAUUAAGAAACAUUGAUGUAAUAAUCAUGUAUACUUUUGAUCACCAAACAAUGACUAAGGUAAGUAUCUCAUGGGCUCGUACUUUGUCUACCAUGGAAACAUUCGAGAAAAGUUCUUACUUCCUUCCUAUGCAAUCGCCUGAACUAUU
Messenger RNA from Andrographis paniculata, 1934 nucleotides. RefSeq lists its product as uncharacterized. Bases 93 to 1802 code for a protein of 569 amino acids. The transcript has 16 exons. NCBI's taxonomy places the organism in Eukaryota, Viridiplantae, Streptophyta, Magnoliopsida, Lamiales, Acanthaceae. Gene Ontology annotation, molecular function: oxidoreductase activity. The record is from RefSeq and is a predicted model, not a curated record.